Molecule: messenger RNA, 791 nt
Organism: Eruca vesicaria subsp. sativa (arugula)
Lineage: Eukaryota; Viridiplantae; Streptophyta; Magnoliopsida; Brassicales; Brassicaceae
Source: the annotation of a GenBank genome assembly
CUACCAUAUAGCUCCAAAUUAACUAGGUUUACGGAUCUUCUUUAACCUCUGAACAGAGUGUGGAGACAACGUUAGAGCUUUGACAAAAUCAAUGGAGGUAUUUGGAAACUCACCCGUGGUCGGUUCCGCCAAUGUUAUUUACUUGUCUGCGUUACUAGGUCGCGAUGGACCAAACCCAUGUCACAGAUGUGACUGGAAAUGCGAGAACGAGAAUGUCUGUGGGAAUAUGUACCGUUGCAAGCUAACUGGUUUAAACCAUGUAUGUGACAAGAACUGUAACCAAAGGAUCCUGUAUGAUAACCACAACUCUUUGUGCCGAGCCAGUGGCCGGAUAUUCCCACUCUCACCGGCUGAGGAGCAGGCGGUUAAAGGAGUCAGGAGGAAGCUUGAUGAUGAGAGUCAACCCUCUGAAAGCUGUGUUAAGCGUCGUCGACGUGACGCUCAGUUUCAUUCUUCUCCUUUCGAGAGGUCUUUUGCUGCCGUGAGCCCAAUCUGUAGCCAGGUUGGAGAUGGAAUGGAGAUGAAUUAGAGAUCUAUUAUAUCUCUGAGAGAAUAAUAUCUUACUUUCUUUUUUUUCAAUUUUGGACAACUAUUUAAUAAGGAUGUUUAUCUAUGUGCUCUUCCGGGGAGAUGAGUUGUAGCUCCCGUUAUCUGUAUGAAGGAGCAUUAUAUCUUAGUAUUGUUGAACUCUAUGUAGUAGUUCUAACUUAGGAGAGACUUCAUGAUUCUGCUGCUCUAUUCUGUACGUUUCUUAUUUAAAUAUAACUUGGUGAAGUAGAAGAAUAGCACAA